AUGACCGUGAUCAUGCUUCACACGAAUGGCCCGCAUGGUGUUACCGCAUUACACAAAACAACAACCCACUAUGACACGAGACGAGCGGACACAGAACAGAAAAUGGCAAUAUCGUGGUCUCGGACACAGAAAGCGCAACGCAAAACAACGAAAGAUAUAGACUACAACAAGAGACGAAUGGACACAGGGGAGACUAACAGAAAAUGGCAAUAUCGUGGUCUCGGAGACAGAAGGCGCGACGCAAAACAACGCAAGAUAUAG
Messenger RNA from Paramuricea clavata, 261 nucleotides. NCBI's taxonomy places the organism in Eukaryota, Metazoa, Cnidaria, Anthozoa, Malacalcyonacea, Plexauridae. The record is from the annotation of a GenBank genome assembly.